Miscanthus lutarioriparius is the source of this 522-nucleotide messenger RNA. The record is from the annotation of a GenBank genome assembly. NCBI's taxonomy places the organism in Eukaryota, Viridiplantae, Streptophyta, Magnoliopsida, Poales, Poaceae.
AUGGCGCCCUUCCUCCUCGUCCUGCUCGCCGUUCCCCUCCCCGCGCCGCCCAGCCUCGGAGCAGGCUACGGGGAGGGCGCGGGAACCAUCGGCAUCACCAAGAUCCUCGCCGGCUUCCCGGAGUUCAGCAACUUCAGCGCCAUGCUCACCGAGACCAACGUCGCGCUCGGCAUCAACAGCCGCGACAAGGUCACCGUGCUCGCGCCCAACAACACUGCCGUCGCCGCGGCGUUCUGUGCCCUGCCCAAAAUCCCGCGCUCGUUCCUGGCGGACCUCCUCGCGCUCCACGUCGUGCUCGACUACAUCGACGAGCCCAGGCUGGGCGCGUGGGCCAAGGCUCCGUGGUCACCACGCUGCUGCAGGGCAUGCGCGCCGUUCCGCGGGGCACCGGCUUCCUCCGCGUCUACUCCGGGCGCGACGGGCGCGCCACGAUCUCCUCCGCCGCUCCCGCGGGGCUCCGGAACGCCACCGUCGAGAGGGUGGUCGCCGCGCAGCCGUACAGCCUGGCCGUGCUGCAGGUGA